GGGUGUAGCUCACUGGUAGAGUGAGUGAGUACCUGGGUUCAAUCCCCAGUACCCAUACCCCCCCAAAAAAAAAUAAAUUAGAAGAACAGCAAGAGACAAAGGAAAAUAAUUUGCAUCUGUCCUUAAUCUAUCACGAAAAUCCGAGGGUUUCCUAUGUGUAUCAAAAGGUCGGUCCUGUUCAAGUGUGCCUUUCUCGGCGUCUGCUCCAGUGUGGCUGGGGCCUCAGCUCCGUGGGUUUAGUUGUCACCGUUUCACCUGUGAAUCACUGUGCGACCCACUGUGCUUCUAUGCCAGCGUGUAAGUCUCUUGGCUGCUGUGUAGGUCAGAGGAUAGGUUGCAGGACGCGGGAACUUCCAGGGGCAUCGGUGGUGAGCGUCCCGCCCCCAACCCUGCCCUUUCAUCCACCCCGCGGCCGCGCUGGCCAGGCCGGGUCCCCCACCCUCCCCGGCCGCACGGGCCCAGAGCUCUGGUUCGCAGUUAGCCCGCGGGCCCUGGGCCUGUUUCUGUCUAGCCGUAAGGCCGAACAGGCCUGUUCGCGGAAGAGAGGGUUUCCCGCGGCGGGACCCCGGCCCAGGCCGCUGCGACUGGAGCGGAAGUGACGUCGUAAGACGUGCCCCUCUUCCGCCGCCGGCGGCGCUUGUCAAAGCUGCUUAGCCUGGGUGGUCGUCGAUCUGUCCUUUCUUUGAGAUACUCGCGUGAAACGGAGUGUCCGGGUGUGGGAGUGAGGCGACAAAAGACAGGUCUGACCCCGGCCUCGGAGGAGCCUUGGUGGAAAGGCCUCGCCCGCUCCUCUCCUGCCGCCGGGGCCGCGAGUCCUCCCGGCGCGGCCAGGUCCGAGAGCCGUCCGGUGGCUGGUCCCGGGAGGAGCCGGGUCGGAGAGUGACCUGCGUCGUCGGUGACCGCGUGCACUGAGCUGCCCUCUUCCGAAGAUUCCAGAGAACCCUUUUUUUCCAGAAGGAAAAAAAUUUUUCUUCUAUCGAAUCAUAGAUUCUGGCCCCGCGUCCUCCAUCCCCAAGGACCUAGCGAUUCCUACACGUUCUGGAGCUCUUUCUAGGGCCCCAAUCUACCUUCAUGAAGAAAAGAUAGAGACAUCAAGGAUGUUGACUGACUGCCUGACAAAUUAUUAUCAGCACUUGGUGACCUUUGAGGAUGUGGCUGUGGACUUCACCCAAGAGGAGUGGAUUUUAUUGGAUCAAACACACAGAGACCUAUACAGAGAUGUGAUGCUGGAGAACUACCAGAACCUGGCAUCAGUAGGAUGUCAGCUCAUCAAACCCAGCCUGAUCUCUUGGUUGGAAGAAGAAGCAGAUUUGUGGGCAGUGCAGAGAGGAGAUCUUGAAGAAUGUGAAAUGAGAUUUUGUCCCAGUGAGUCUGUGCUUAAGCAGGGGUUUUCAAGGGGACAAACCUUCACUGGGAUACACAUGGGAAGAAGCAACAGUGUUGGUGAACUCUGUGACUAUAAACAACCUGAAGAAGCCUGUCAUGAACAUAUAUUUUUUAAGAAACACAUGAGAGUUCAAAAUAUAGGGAGCAAUUAUGAAUGUGAUCAGUAUGGAAAAGACUUCCUUACUCUGCACAUGAAAACUUCUAUUGGAAAGAAACUUACUGAGUUUAAUGAAUGUGGAAAAACCCUCAACUCAACUCCAAAUGUUGUAUGUGAGAGAACAUGCACACAAGAGAAACCCUUUGAUUGUGGAGACUGUGGGAAGGCCUUCAUGAAUCGGUCAUACCUUCAGGCCCUUAUGGGCACUCACAAUGAAGAAAAACUCUGUGAAUGGAAUGAAUAUGGGAGCAGUUUUAUUAUCUCCACAAACCUUGCUGUGCAUAUAGAAAGUCUCAAUGUAAAAAAUCCCUACAGAUGUAAGGAAUGUGGGAAGAGUUUUAGAUACCCUGCUUACCUUAGUAAACACAUGCGAACACACACUGGAGAAAAACCCUAUAAAUGUUCAGAAUGUGGGAAAGCUUUCGCUCAGUACUGGGGCCUUUCUCAACAUGUACGAAUUCACAGUGAAGAAAAGCCCUAUGAAUGUAAGGAAUGUGGAAAGUCCUUCACUGUUUCUUCAUACCUAACUAAACAUGUAAGAAUUCAUACUGAAGAAAAACCCUAUGAAUGUAAGGAAUGUAGAAAAUCCUUUGGAAAUCCUUCAUACCUUAAAAAGCACAUUCGAAUUCACACAGGAAUAAAACCCUAUAAAUGUAAUGAAUGUGGAAAAGCCUUUACUCAGUCCUCAGGCCUUACUAAACAUGCACGAUCUCACAGUGGAGAGAAGCCCUAUGAAUGUAAGGAAUGUGGGAAGGCCUUCACUACGUCCACUUGCCUCAUUGCACAUAUAAGAACUCACACUGGAGAGAAGCCUUUUGUUUGUAAAGACUGUGGGAAAGCCUUUGCUAGAUCUUUUUGCCUUAUUGAACAUAUAAGAACUCAUGUUGGAGAGAAACCCUAUAAAUGUGAAGAAUGUGGGAAAGCCUAUACUGCUUCUUCAGACCUAAAUAGACAUGUAAGAAUUCACACUGGAGAGCAUCCGUAUAAAUGUAAGGAAUGUGGGAAAGCCUUUGCUCAUUACUCAAAUCUUUCUGUACAUCAAAGGACUCACACUGGAGAGAAACCUUAUGAAUGUAAGAUAUGUGGGAAAGUCUUUACAUAUUCCUCAAGUCGCAAUAAUCACUUACGAACUCACAAAGCCCAAUAACUAUAGAUAUUUAAGGAAUGUGGGAAUGUUUGUUUUCUAUAUACCUUAAUAGUUACAUGUUAUUCCACACUGGUGGAAAGCUGAAUGUAAACAGUGGGACAAAGCCAGGUAUGGUGGUGCACACUUGUAAUCCCAGUGGCUCAGGAGGCUGAAGCAGGAAGCUCGAAAGUUCAAAGCCAGCCUCAGCAACUUAGCAAGGGCUUAAGCAACUUGGUGAGACCCUGUCU
Molecule: messenger RNA, 2917 nt
Organism: Sciurus carolinensis (gray squirrel)
Lineage: Eukaryota; Metazoa; Chordata; Mammalia; Rodentia; Sciuridae
Product: zinc finger protein 266-like
Exons: 6
Coding region: 1098-2690 (530 amino acids)
Biological process (GO): regulation of transcription by RNA polymerase II
Molecular function (GO): RNA polymerase II cis-regulatory region sequence-specific DNA binding; DNA-binding transcription factor activity
Source: RefSeq, a predicted model, not a curated record